Molecule: messenger RNA, 3127 nt
Organism: Xiphias gladius (swordfish)
Lineage: Eukaryota; Metazoa; Chordata; Actinopteri; Istiophoriformes; Xiphiidae
Product: neuropeptide FF receptor 2-like
Exons: 4
Coding region: 84-1406 (440 amino acids)
Biological process (GO): regulation of adenylate cyclase activity; G protein-coupled receptor signaling pathway; regulation of cAMP-dependent protein kinase activity
Cellular component (GO): membrane
Molecular function (GO): peptide binding; neuropeptide receptor activity; opioid receptor binding
Source: RefSeq, a predicted model, not a curated record
AUUUGUUUGAAACAGAUAUAUGCCUUUUGUGAGGACAGAAGAGAGGAAUACAACUCCGAUACAGUUUCCUGUAAGAUAUCACAAUGACCCAGAAUCUCGUUCUCAACACUACCUGGGAGAGCCCGAGCCCUUCAAAUUCCUCCGUAUUGCAGGAAAACCCUUUGACAUACCAGAACAUCACCUACGUUGAUUUCUACCUCCACAAGCCUUCGGUGUCCGCAGUCUUCACCAUCUCCUACCUGCUAAUCUUUGCGGUGUGCAUGGUGGGCAAUGGGGUGGUGUGUUUCAUUGUGCUGCGCAGUAAGAACAUGUGCACGGUCACCAACCUGUUUAUCCUCAACCUCGCCAUCAGUGACCUGCUGGUUGGCAUCUUUUGCAUGCCAACCACUCUGGUGGACAACAUCAUAACAGGAUGGCCUUUUGGUAGCAUAGUGUGUAAGCUAAGUGGGAUGGUUCAAGGGAUAUCUGUGUCAGCAUCGGUGUUCACUCUAGUGGCCAUAGCGGUUGACAGGUUCCGCUGCAUUGUCUACCCUUUCAAGCAGAAGCUGACCAUCGCCACCUCGAAGCUAAUUAUCGUCAUCAUAUGGGUCCUGGCUGUGUCCAUCAUGUGUCCCUCUGGGGUCAUGCUCCAGGUCACAAAGGAGCAGAGGGUGCGGAUAGUCCUCGGCCCCGGCAACAACACCCGCCCUUUCUACUGGUGCCGGGAAAAUUGGCCCAGUCAGGAGAUGCGGAAAAUCUACACCACCGUCCUCUUUGCUAACAUCUACCUCGCCCCUCUCAGCCUUAUUGUCAUCAUGUAUGCGCGCAUCGGCUUCACCCUCUUCAAGACCACUAUUCCUCCGAUGAGGGGCAGUGGAAUCGCGUCUGGAGAAGGGAGUGGCAACAACAAAUUGGGCGUGGAAGGUCGUCACACAAUUUCAAGGAAAAAGAAGAGGGUGAUAAUGAUGCUGCUGGUUGUGGCUCUGCUCUUCGUCCUAUCCUGGCUGCCUCUGUGGACGCUGAUGAUGCUGAGCGACUACGCCAGCCUGACAGAACACCAGUAUCGUGUCAUUAAUAUCUACGUAUAUCCCUUAGCUCACUGGUUGGCCUUCUUCAACAGCAGUGUUAACCCCAUCAUCUACGGGUUCUUCAAUGAGAACUUUCGCAGAGGCUUCCAGGCGGCUUUCAAAUUCGAGCUGUGCUCUGCUGACAUUGAGCGCCAGAAGACCUACUCCCAUCGGAUCAGAGGGAAUGCGGUGCUCCCGGUCCAGCCUGCCACUCUCAGCAGAUUAGGCUCAGGAGUUGGAUCAGUGUUAGUGGGAAAUGGGAAGUGCUCAUGUCAGGAAGGGGGGUGUUUGGCUGGUAGAAAUGAUAUCAAAGAACCGGACCUGACCAUGGAGGUUCUGGAAAAGGUGUCCCAUAUUUAGAUGGACUGAGAGAGUGCAGCACAUGGACACUUUAAGAGGUUCUGAGGCUUUUGGAGAAUCAUUUAUUACAUUUGAAGGACAAUGGAAAACAGGGCUCAGAAAUACAUGAUUAACCGUCAUGUGUGUUUGUUUCAGGUGAAUGUAUUUGCAAGGUUUACAACAUGUGUCAUCAGGAAUCAUUUUGAAGAUCCCUCGUGAAUGUUUAUUAUGGUGUAUAUAUAGCAGAGACUAGUACAAACACAUAGCUUAAUGUCCCCAAAAAUGUGGUUUAAAAUUUGCUGGUUUGAUCAGAUCUGAUUGACAGUGUCCUGCAACCAUGAACAAACGACCCAUCAACUGUCAUCAGAUUCUGAUUCAAAUGUUGCUAAAUCCCGAUUGGUGGAUGGGCAGUGUGAUGUCACCUUUUUACAGCUGAUCCCUGCCCUCUUCAAACCCGACAAAGAAAGAGCGCGGAUAAAGCACAAAAUGCAGAACUCUCUCAUGUGAAAUAACCGAAACAGUUCUAAGUUCGGAAGCAAACAGAAGGUACCCCAUCUCUCUGACUACCAAGCUGGGUGGGAGAAAAGGUUUUCAGGGCCCUCAGGAGAGGAAAUAUAAUCUGAAUGUCCAGUUUUUAUCACAGUGUAAUGAAAUUAGUUGGAUGACAUGAGAUAUUUUGUGUUAAUUGCUUUGAUUCAAAUGUGGUUCACAUUCUGUAAGCCUAUCCAGCUGUGUUAACCCUAUUAAACAUUCUCUUUGCAGGUGAUGUAAUCCCUUUGAGAUUCAAUGAAAUGCAUAGUGGCACAGUUUGAUCAGGCUUUUAUUCAGAAAAGCACUGGGCAUUACAAUUACUGCUGGAAGUUUUUAAUGUUUCAGGGAGAAUGAAAGCCUAUCUAGGCAUGUUUGACAAUUGAAGAUUUUGAUAUUAGAACAGCAUUAGAAUAGAUUAGAAUAAUACAUUUCAACGGUAAAGUUCAAGGCAGUGUGAUGGGAAUCUUGUCGGCUUCCUCCAGUCAAAGUACAUGUUUUCUAGUGCCCCAAGGCAGUUGGCGCUGGGCGGACGGCUGUGACAUGAGGUGGCACUGGAAGAAGAUCGCAGGCUCUUUUGGAAAGCCUCCACGUGUCCUCCAGUCAUCUGCUCCUUGCAUGGCCCCUUUGAGAUGUGAACGCUUUAAACAAUGUCUAAGGGAAGAGGGUUACAUUUGUUAGCAGCAGGAUCUGGGAUUUCAGCUUCAGCAGAGCAGAUAAGAGAUUAGAGAGACUUACCAUACCGAGAAAAUGCAUGAGCACAUACACAUUAUGUGGUCAUGUACAUAAAAAAGGUAUGCUAAACAUAAAAGCGUGGGAGAAAAAUCACCAUCAGUUGAAGAAUGAAUCGAAUAUGGAAACAAAGCUUGUUAAUAUAUAAUUGCUUGAUGGCACAUUCUUCAAAUUUUCAGAACCAUUCGAACAUGACUACUGUGCUAAAUUGUACAUAAGGUGUUUAAAUCACUGUCAGAAGACCUUCAGGUCUCAAUAAAACACCUACACUAUACAGUUUGUCGAGCAUUCAGCGGGAGAAUAUGACUUUGGAGUCGCUAUCGUAGCUGUGAGCAGCACCUGGUAUUGUUACAUAACGAUGGUGUUCUUUUGCUGUUCUGCAAAGACUUGCCAUGAAUGUACAGCAUUUAUGUAAAAUUUUAAUUAUUUUCUGGGAACCCUAGUGUUUGUGCCCCAUUUCCACAUUCAGUUACAUUUGAAAA